Messenger RNA from Pollicipes pollicipes, 1188 nucleotides. RefSeq names its product immunoglobulin-binding protein 1. Lineage: Eukaryota; Metazoa; Arthropoda; Thecostraca; Pollicipedomorpha; Pollicipedidae. Gene Ontology annotation, cellular component: cytosol. Gene Ontology annotation, biological process: regulation of signal transduction; regulation of dephosphorylation. The record is from RefSeq and is a predicted model, not a curated record. Gene Ontology annotation, molecular function: protein phosphatase 2A binding.
GUUCCCUGACCCGGGCAAGGCGCCGGCGCGGGGAGCGGCUGGCGGCGCCGCCGGAGGGCAGCAGCAGGACCCCGAGGCCAACGCCGAACACGAGGAGCGGCUGCAGGAGCGGGACGACCCUGCUGCGCUGGCCAGGGCGCGCCAGUGGGACGACUACAAGGACGACCACAAGCGCGGCGAAGGCAAUCGCUAUAACCGCAGCUAAGACCGCCGCGGCGUCUACCAUUUGACGGCCACGGUGCAAACCCGAACUUAUGCUCUCAGCCGGGAGGUGCCGCGGCCGACGAAGGGCGCGUCGGGAGCCGCCUCUGGAUAUAUCACGUGCAAUGGGUGCCAGCUCGCUGCUGCGCUCGCCGGCGCGGCUGUCGGUGGAGCUGUCCCUGUGUCGAGGAUUGUGCCAAACAGCGGGAUGGCGCUGCGGCGCCGCCCAGUGGUUGUGACAUCUGUUAUGACAUCGUCUGUGUGUGACUGUGGCGUCUGCGUUGGGCGGCAGCUCGAACGCAUCGCUUUUUUAUUAGAGGGCUCGUGGAGUCGAGGCCGCACCGGCUAGCGUUGGUGUGACGUCACGUACCAAUCAGCUGUGUGGCGUCACGCAGCAGUCGUCCGCGUGGUGGCGGGUCUAUCGAAGGUGUGAUGACGUCACUCGCCCACUUACCGGUGUGUGACGUCAUUGAUGCGGUCCGCCGCAGUCAUUGACGUCAUUGGCGUGGCGUAAUGCGCUGCAGCAAUCAUUCGUGCGGCAUCGCUGGCGCGACCCGUCGCGUGUGACGUCACAUGUCGCGCCAGUGAUCGGUAUGACGUCAUCGGUCCGGCGUGGCGGCGUCGGAGCCGGAUGCAGCGCGUGUGCUGCCGCGGUGCAGCCUCUCCUGGUCUGGCCUUACAUGGGGGCUACAGUUAGGCAGCGGCCAGUCGUUAUGUGCUGCUGGUGGACUGGGAGUUAUGUGCGGCUAGUGGGCUAGCGGCAGCGCCGGCCCGCCCGGGCGGCGUGAUGGAUCGGCCAGAGUCAGAAUCAGAGGAAGAAAGAAAGACUCGCUCGCCCCGUGCUCGCGCCAUAGAUGCGUGGCACGCUGGAAGCCAUGUCCGGCGCCCACAGCUGAGGUAAUCACGCCCGAUUGCUGCUGCGAGGUGCUGCGUGCUGCUGCUACUGCUGCUACUGCUGCUGCCGGACGCCGGCGGCGCCGAGGCCGU